AUGACCUCUCAUUCCGCCCACCUCCGCCUGUACCACUCAGCAUGCACGACACUCUACGCACCGCCUGACGAGCUCAGCACCCCAGCGAAGGAAGGUUUAACCUGGUUUAACACCUACAACGCACGAAUGUCUACGUUUUUUGCUCAGGCUGGUCCGAGGGCCAUGCGUAUCACCUCAGCAGCGCUUCGUUAA
Puccinia triticina is the source of this 192-nucleotide messenger RNA. RefSeq lists its product as uncharacterized. The coding region runs from base 1 to 192 and encodes 63 amino acids. Lineage: Eukaryota; Fungi; Basidiomycota; Pucciniomycetes; Pucciniales; Pucciniaceae. The record is from RefSeq and is a predicted model, not a curated record. The transcript has a single exon.